GAUUUCAGUCACUCCCUUCAUUCCUUGCUGGGUGUAUCCGCUGAUUCCGCUCGUUCGCUUAGAAAGAAAAAUUUUGUUCUCGUGCAGCGCGACUUAUUUUCAUCAUAUCUUUGCUCAUAUCAAACGUGCCUGAGCUCCAUUGCAUCUUCUCUCAUAUCGAACAGUGGUACAGUGAGAGAGACGUUUCAACGUAAUAAUCUUCCCUCGUAUCGAACCAAUAUUGGUACUGAGCAAGUAAAUGAGUAAUGGCAACCGAAUCGAAGAGGAAAGACGAUUAUUCUUCUGUCCCGACAACAGUAAUAGCAACCGAAUCCAAGAAGAAAGACAAUGCUUCUGUCCCGACAAGAUUCAAAAUCGCCAUCUGUAUUCUGGUGUUAAUUAUUGUAGGUCUUAUUGUUGCUCUUAUUGCAGUUUCUGUCAGUCAAUCUAACGACGAUCAAGACGACACGAAGACUUGCUCACAAAGAUCAACUAUAAAACCAAAGUUCACAAAAUCUCAGGAUCUGUUUCGAGAUUUAAAUGAAGAGGAGCUUCGUAAAGUGCGCGACUACAUCUUGGACAAUGCCGCAAUAGAUGUCACCCCUUUUGACAAAGCCACGAUUGACUCGAAUUACAUUUUCUUGAUUGAACUACAGAAUCCUAUCAAAGAUGAAGCUGUUGCAUAUCUUGACGGCAAUGGACAAAAACCAACAAGAGCGGCAAAUGUUAUAAUAUUCAAAGGAGCGGAGUCUCCACCAGUUGUGGAGGAAAUACUGGUUUAUUUGGAUGAACCGAUGAGACAUGAACCCAACACUCUUCUUACUAAACGCACAAUCCCAUUUCACACACGUCCUGCAAAUAAACAUUUGUCAGCUAUCAUAAAUGAGAUCGCCACAAACUUUGGUACAAAAGCACACCAUAUUCUGAAGGAAUCCUUCGGAGAUUACUCGAUCGUCAACUGUACAGAUCGAUGUCUAACACAUUUCUACAUUGGAUUCAAUGCAUUGCCAGAUUCAGAUGAGAAGAUAGCUUAUAUUUGGUUCACGAGAAAUAUGCCUGGAUCAAUAUUACAAGCAGUUGAUUUACAACUGUUGGUACAAGAUGUCCAAGACGUUGAUGCCAGCAAAUUGAAGCCAAGGGUCUACUACAAUAAACGAAUCUUUGAUUCAGUCGAUGAAUUCAUCGAGUUAUAUAAACUUGGAAACGUCACAAAAGUUAAACACCCUCCUACAGGAAAAGAUCUUACAUUUUCCAGUGUUAACAGACGAGGAACAAAUCUUCAACCUUCUCUACCAUUACGUGAACCUGAACAAUUUGAACCGGAUGGUAAACGUUACACAGCAGAAAACAAUCAUAUCGAAUACAUGGGAUGGAGUUUUGAUUUUCGUGUUCGUACAACAUCAGGUCUACAAUUGUUUGAUAUCAGAUUUAAUGGAGAAAGAAUCGUGUACGAACUAAGCUUACAAGAACCUGCAGCAUUUUACAGCGCCUAUUCUCCCGUACGAGCUAAUGUUAAUUAUCUUGACAGUGGCUGGGCACUUGCAGCUAAUUUUGAACUUGUAAAAGGUGUUGACUGUCCCAAAUCUGCUAGAUACUUUGAUAUUGUAUAUUUUGUCGACUCGUCAAAACCACGAAAACGUCGUAAUGCCGUUUGCGUCUUUGAACACAAUUUACAAAUACCGCUUCGCCGCCAUUUUGAGAACGACUUUGAAGGUAGUUAUACUUUCUAUGGAGGAAUGCAAAGUACAGGACUUGUUUUAAGAACAAUGUCCACACCAUAUAACUACGACUAUGUAAAUGAUUUCAUAUUUUAUCCUAAUGGAAUAAUUGAAACGAAGAUUUCCCUAACGGGCUACUUACAAACAACAUUUUGGACCCCUGAAGAAGACCAAUAUGGCAAUCAAGUGUAUAAAAAUGUCGCUGGCUCACUGCAUGAUCAUAUGGUCCAUUACAAAGUUGAUCUAGAUAUUGCAGGAAGAAACAACAGAUAUGAAACAAUAACAACAAAAAUCGAGAACAUUUCUUCAUUGUGGUUUCCAAACAAACGUCAUAUUCAGAAAAAAUUAACGCGUGAUUUAAAGAAAACUGAGGUCGACGCUGCUUAUAAAUUUAAAUUCCAACAUCCAUCUUAUCUGAAUUUCUAUAACUCAGCAAAGAAGAACGCUUAUGGUGUUCGACGAGGAUAUCGGGUUCAACUCAAUGGAAUACUUCAUCAAUUGUAUCCAGAAAACUGGGAAUUUACAAAUGGUUUCAGUUGGUCACAUUAUCAACUUGCAGUAACAAAAUACAAGAAAAAUGAAGAGAGAAGUUCAUCUGUUUAUAACGAAAAGGACAUGUACAAUCCAGUUGUAGACUUUAAAAAGUUCAUUUUGGAUAACGAGAGCAUUGUGGAUGAAGAUUUAGUCUCGUGGAUAACUGUAGGUCUUUUGCAUAUCCCACAUUCUGAAGAUAUUCCCAACACAGCAACAGCUGGUACCCACCUUGGAUUCUUUCUUCGACCUUUCAAUUACUUCGAUGAAGAUCCCUCAAUAUCGUCAAGAGAUAGUGUUUUGAUCACGCCAACUGAUGAUGGUUCAAAGGUUGAUAGAUUUGGUAGACCUCAUGGUUCUCAAUGCGUUCCCCCGGAUGUACCCAUUGAUUACAACGGACGAGAAUUAUAAACUAACAUUUCAAAGAUAAUUGUAGAAUCAUAGACGAUAAGCACAUAUAGUAGAAUCGAAUUGUAGAAUCAUAGAGGAUAAUCACGAUACAUAUAUUUUAUGAUUUUUGUCAAUGAAGAACAGACUAGCGAAGGGUAAUAAUAUAAACUUUUAAUUUUUAGGGUUGUAGUUUAAGGUCAGGUUAUGAGUAGGUUCAAGAUUACACAAGGGAAAAUAGUAUAGAAACUAAGGGACCAUCUUAAGGGCAGUUCCAGGUUUAAAACAUAAACAUAUCAUACACGGGAAAAUUAUUAUGUAGCUAAGAAUCGGGCAGAGGUUCGCCGGCGUGAUUGCCAUGCACUUCAUAUAUAUGCACUGAAGUGAACAAAAGUUGUAGAAGAUAUUACGAUUAUAGAUAUUGGUCUGAGGCAAACAAUAGAUAGAUAAAAUGAAAAAAAUAGAUAAGCUAAACUUGUCAUUGUUUUCACCUUUAUUCUUAGUCUUAGAGAAACACUUUACUCGCAGACAAA
Dendronephthya gigantea is the source of this 3148-nucleotide messenger RNA. Its product is annotated as amiloride-sensitive amine oxidase [copper-containing]-like. The coding region runs from base 246 to 2639 and encodes 797 amino acids. Gene Ontology annotation, biological process: amine metabolic process. Gene Ontology annotation, cellular component: plasma membrane. NCBI's taxonomy places the organism in Eukaryota, Metazoa, Cnidaria, Anthozoa, Malacalcyonacea, Nephtheidae. The record is from RefSeq and is a predicted model, not a curated record. Gene Ontology annotation, molecular function: primary methylamine oxidase activity; copper ion binding; quinone binding. The transcript has 2 exons.